This is a messenger RNA of Eutrema salsugineum, 237 nucleotides long. RefSeq names its product protein RALF-like 30. The coding region runs from base 1 to 237 and encodes 78 amino acids. The record is from RefSeq and is a predicted model, not a curated record. Lineage: Eukaryota; Viridiplantae; Streptophyta; Magnoliopsida; Brassicales; Brassicaceae. The transcript has a single exon.
AUGAAGGCUUGGGUGAUAUGUUUGAUGUUAAUAAGCAUUGUUCUGAUGGCAGGGCCAUCGUCAUCAGAAGAUGGGCGUAAAUUCUUAAAACCAGGAUUGCUCAAUCCAUGUUCCCGUCCUAAUCCUCCAGUAGGAUGCCAUCCCCCUGGAUCCGAAGGAAAACCUAAGGAGGAAGUUAACGAACAUAAACCAGGAUGCUCCAAAAUUAACCGGUGCCGCUCAGGUGAUCAUCCAUGA